UCUUUCCCAGCGUAGCUUAGUAACUCUAAAGUCUGAGACAAUUGAGUAUCUUUUUUUCUGUUUCCAGGUUUCACCAAGUUCUCAUCUCGCUGAGAGGGCACCUUACAUCAGAGAACCACAGAAUGGCUGAGUUCGGCAGGGACUGCCUGGCCCAACCCCUUGUCCAAGCAGGGGUGCCCAGAACAGUGUGCCCAAGAACAUGUCCAGGCAGCUUCCGAAGAUCUCCAUGGAGAAGACUCCACAGCCUCUGGGCAACCUGUGCCAGUGCUCCAUCACCUGCACAGCACAGAAGUGCUGCCUGAUAUUUAGAUCAUAGCUUUGCUUAGUUGCUCAAGGGAAGAAUAUAUCCUAAGAAGAGGGUAAUUUCCUGUUCUGAUUAGAUAUAAGCAGUGAGUGUCUAGUAUUUCACAGGUGGUUUUCAUUACUUUAAGUAUUCUUAACCAUAACCAAUAAAAAAAUUCUGUAAUAUAGAUCGAUUUCUGAUUGAAGAUGCUCAUGCAAGUUGUGUGUACUGGCCAUUUAUGGACUUUGACUGACAUAUUUGUCAUCAGAGGCCUCACAAUGAAAAGUCAAGCUUACCAUGAGUUAAUGAGCAGGCCAAACUCCCAGCAGUGGGGAGGGAGCACAUAGAAUCAUAGAGUAACCGGAGUUGGAAGGGACCCAUAAGCAUCACUGAGCCCAAUUCCUCAGAAAUAGGAAUAUGCUUUUCUGAUCUGAUAAGAUUCAACUAAAAGCCAAAGUCAAUUCUACAUGGGUUUAUAAUAUCAAGUAGGUUACUUCAAAUUUAGCAGACUAAUUUCUGCUACUGAGAGCUAUGUUUCUAAUUAAGCAACAAAUUUCUCCUGCAGCUACUUUGUUUUAAAUUCAUUUUGGUGGCCCUGUGCCAAGAGAAUCAUUGGCUGGCCAUUGGGCAGAUCACCAUAUAUUGUGCAACACUAGAGCAUGCGAGAGGAGACCAGAGCUGAGUGUGCAAAGUUCCCUGCCUACAAGAUUCUGAACUUGUUUUGUUCUUGAACAUCUGGAUGAAAAUUUCUCAAACUCAGCUGCUACCCACAGACAAAGCUGACUUGGGGUCCCUGUGCUCCUGCUCCUAAGGGAGCCCACAGCCAAAAUGCAUAGCUCAGUGCUGGGCAUGAGCAUGGCCUUUGUGCCAAUACAUCUACACUGAGGAUCCCUGAGCACCUUACGGUCAGCAUCUGUUGACUCUUUUAAGCAGCCCUCACAGUACAGAUAGCUCCAUGUGGGCAAACUAUGGCACAACAUACUGUGAACAUACACAAAUUUUGUACACAAGAUGGCUCAGAAGAGGAGCUCAAGUGGACGGUCAUUCCCAUUAUUGUUGUUGAUUAUUGUUGUGGCCUUUGUUCAUUUAACUGUCUGCCCAUUUACAAAAGUGGAAGAAAGCUUUAACCUACAGGCUAUCCAUGAUGUUGUGUACCACCAACUGGACUUGGAUAAGUAUGACCACCAUGAAUUUCCUGGAGUUGUCCCAAGAACGUUUCUUGGACCGAUCUUUAUUGCUGCUCUUUCCAGCCCAGCUAUAUACAUACUUUCCCUGUUAAAAAUGUCCAAGUUUUACUCCCAGCUGAUUGUCCGAGGAAGCUUGGGGCUCAGUGUGAUUUACACGCUAUGGAAGUUGCAAAAAGAAGUUAGAAAGCAGUUUGGAGCAACUACAUCAACAGUCUUCUGUCUCAUAACUGUUACUCAGUUUCACUUGAUGUUUUACUGUACACGAACCCUUCCCAAUGUAUUUGCGCUUCCUUUUGUGCUGUUGGCAUUGACAUUUUGGAUACAGCAAAAGCAGAGGCCAUUCAUUUGGUUCUCAGCUUUGGCAAUUAUAGUCUUCAGAUCAGAGCUCGCCAUAUUCUUAGGCCUCAUGCUUCUAGUGACAUUUUUAACCAAAAGGAUCUCUGUUUUAAAGAUACUUUCCCAUGCUGUUCCUGCUGGAUUUUUUUGGUUGGGGUUAACAGUAGCCGUGGACUCUCUGUUUUGGAGGCAGCUUGUGUGGCCUGAAGGGAAAGUACUCUGGUAUAAUACAAUCUUAAACAAAAGUUCCAACUGGGGAACAUCCCCCUUCUUUUGGUAUUUCUAUUCAGCUCUGCCUCGUGCUUUGGGAUGCAGCAUUGUAUUUGUACCUUUAGGUGCAGCAGAAAAGAGAACUCGGAUAUUACUUUUGCCAGCAUUGGGCUUUAUUUUCUUAUAUUCAUUUCUUCCACACAAGGAGUUGCGCUUUAUCAUAUACACUUUCCCUGUCUUCAACAUAGUAGCUGCUAAAGUGUGCUCACGAAUUCUGAAUAACUACCGGAAAUCCUGGCUGUACAAACUCGGAUCUUUAUUUGUUGUAAUGCAUCUUCUAGUUAAUGCUGCUUAUUCUGGAACUUCUCUGUAUGUUUCACAUUUCAAUUAUCCUGGAGGAGUAGCAAUUCAGAAGCUGCAUGAGUUGGUACCUUCAACAGCAGAGGUCUCUGUUCAUAUUGAUGUAGCUGCAGCACAAACAGGAGUCUCUCGGUUUCUAGAAAUCAACUCAGAUUGGAGGUACGACAAAAGAGAGGAUGUUAAACCAGGAGACCAACUGAUGUUUUCUUAUACACACAUACUGAUGGAAACAAACCCUCUUCAGAUAUCACAUUACAAGACAACCCACAGGCCGCUGGCAAAUAUUCCUGGCAUCAGUAAAAUUGGGUUGAACCUUACUGCACUACCUCCUUUUACUUUAAACUUAAAACCAAAAUUAGUACUGUUGGAAAAACUUCCUCUGUCAUCUUGACUGUGAAUUUUAUGUAAGUCUUUUGAUGUAAUGUUGCUGAUGACUGAAUGAUCUAUGACAACAGCAAAUUAUCAUUCCAGCACUGCAGUUCAGCUUCUGUGAAAAGGUACAGAAAAUCUUUGCAUUGAUCAGUAUUUAGCUCCAUCCUGUUUAUUACAUGAAUACUAUAAUGCAUUCCUAGUCAGUAUAAACUCAAAUCUGAGUUAGAUAUUAUUAGAUGUGUUUGAGAGAGGCUGCAUACAAGUUUAGUGCUAUUAGGAGAAAUGUUUACUUGGUUUGGGUAGCUGUUUCAUAAUGCAGCACAGGUAUGUCCUAAUUGUCCUAUAUAAGAUACAUAAUGGAACAAGAUCUUACUAUGGCAAUAAUUUUAUAUGUAAUCUGUGUGUGCAAAGAUGUAUUACUCGAUAUAUCUGCAGGACUGUAACCCGCUUAGUUGUCAGAUUGCCUGUGUGAAACUUGAACGAUGUUAUCAGCAUAGGAAAGCCAUAUUCAUUGUAGCUUCAUCACAGUACAUAAUUGUGCCCUGUGGGCUACCAAACUAAUUAAAGUGAAAGGUUCACUUAAAAAGCAUUUGGACCUCUUGGCAACACUGUUUUGUAACAGUAUUAAACAGUAUUAAAGAAUGGUUAUCUUUAUUUCAGUAGUUGAUGAAUGAGCAUUGAAACUUGGAUUUCACAGAAAAUAGCAUUUAAAAAGCUUUUUCCUCUCUUCUGCAAUUGUAUCUUAAUUUGCAGUGCAAAAGUUUACCUACAAAAACAUUUACUUGAAUACACUUGACAAAGAUAGGUGCUGUUUUAUUUCUGUAUUAAGUAGUCCCCUUGGAAAUGAAUAAAGUACCGUAUGUUAAAAUUGUAUAAAUUAGAAUAAAAUAGUAUGCUCUGUAA
This is a messenger RNA of Gallus gallus (chicken), 3651 nucleotides long. RefSeq names its product ALG12, alpha-1,6-mannosyltransferase (gene ALG12). Gene Ontology annotation, biological process: protein N-linked glycosylation. Lineage: Eukaryota; Metazoa; Chordata; Aves; Galliformes; Phasianidae. The transcript has 10 exons. Bases 1295 to 2767 code for a protein of 490 amino acids. The record is from RefSeq and is a predicted model, not a curated record. Gene Ontology annotation, cellular component: endoplasmic reticulum membrane. Gene Ontology annotation, molecular function: alpha-1,6-mannosyltransferase activity.